UGUAUUUUUGCGACUUGUGAGUCGUCAUUUACAUAAAAUGCUUUCGGUACAUUUGUAGCUUUAAGCUUCUCGAAAAGCCGUCAUAGGCCAGGGAGCCAGAAUGAAUGUAGACCCUGAGUCGGUAAGUGGCUUCUUGCCAAGGGGUCUAUCCAUCGUCUUGGGGGACUGGUAUGGCGAUCUUCGUUGACAUGUUGUUCUUAUUGAGUCUUGUAGAAGUCACAGUUAAAAGCCGGAAAUCACCUGCAAUGCUAUGGAACUAUACCAUCCAAGGGGCAGAGCUUCAGAGGUAAAAUGGGUUUGGAACUGCCUUUGGAGUUCGAAGGUUCGUAACAAGCAGCACGUCAUGGAUCCUAGGGAUCAGUCAGACCUCACGAUUCUAGCAUUGAAAGGCCUAAAGUUACCAUCCAAACGCAUCAUAAGAUAGCAAUCACCCAUCGAAACAAUGUGGUAACGAUGAGUCGGACCCAUAAUUGACGAAAAUCACUGGUUCAGGCAUGCGUCCUCCAUGUGACGAAGGGUUCGAGGGUGGCACGAACUCCAGGCAUCGUAAUACUCAUGCAGUAGUACAGGGACUGUGGAAAGCCCUUACUCAAGAGUGUCACUUGCUUGAGACAUUCUACUCAAGGUUGAGGUGAUGUGCGGCUAAUCACUGCAACCAAGUCCAUUGAAAAGACGGGAUCGCACCCAAGAUUCUCCAGUUCUUCUCCAAUCUGCUGACGGCCAACUUAGGUCAUGGAAACCUCACAUCGCCACGUGAGCGACGGGUCUCUCACAGCCAGUGCUUUUUGAAGCAGUUGUGUAUAUUGCGUUGAACUCCUUUCGGAGUUGUUGAAGAGAGAAAAAGGAACACCAACAGAUUCGAGCAAUAUAUAAUGAAUUUUCCAUGCUAGCGGCUUUUCGAGAAGCGACAACGCUAAGGCUUAAAGCUCGUUAGCGCCUUGAUUGGUUUGAUUAACCCCGCGCUAUCGGUGGUUGGACUAACCCCUCAUUGAGUUGCUUUUCGCCAGGCAAUUUAUUUUCGCGAUCACAACAUUUCGAAAAUCUUGUCCGUGACCAACCUACGAUUGACGGUAUCCCUCACAACGGAUACUGAUUAGUUGUCCCCAGAACCAAAGAGCAAAAUGUCUGCCGGUCAAAAAACAGCAAUUAUCUCCGUCUAUGAUAAGACGGGGUUAUUGGACCUUGCCAAAGGCCUGAUCAAGCAUAAUGUUCGUCUCCUGGCAUCUGGAGGAACUGCUAAGAUGAUCAGAGAGUCUGGCUUUUCUGUGGAAGAUGUAUCUGCCAUUACCCACGCCCCAGAAAUGCUGGCAGGUCGAGUCAAGACCCUUCACCCUGCCGUACAUGCCGGUAUCCUCGCACGCGACCUUGCCUCUGACGAGAAAGAUUUGGCUGAGCAGAAUAUCAACAAGGUGGACUACGUCAUCUGCAACCUCUACCCAUUCAAGGACACGAUUGCAAAGAUCAAUGUCACAAUCCAAGAAGCCGUGGAAGAGAUUGAUGUCGGAGGGGUCACCUUGAUCCGUGCAGCUGCUAAGAACCACGGCAGAGUGACAAUCUUGAGCGAUCCAUCUGACUACCCAGAGUUUCUGCAAGAGAUCGAGAAUGGAGAGGUCAGUGAGCGGAGCAGAAACCUUUAUGCCCUCAAGGCUUUCGAGCAUACCGCGGACUACGAUGCGUCUAUCUCAGAUUUCUUCCGCAAGCAAUAUGCUGGAGAGGGAGUUCAGCAAAUGGCUCUUCGAUAUGGAGCGAACCCCCAUCAGAAGCCAGCUGCUGCCUUCAUGAGGCUCGGAUCUCUUCCAUAUAAGGUCCUGUCUGGAUCUCCUGGGUACAUUAAUCUCCUUGAUGCUCUCAAUGCUUGGCCAUUGGUCAAGGAGUUGAAGGCUGCCCUUGGCCACCCUGCUGCUGCAAGCUUCAAGCAUGUCUCACCCGCAGGAGCUGCUAUCGGUGUUCCUCUUACCGCUGAUGAGAGAAAAGUUUAUAUGGUUGAUGACAUCGAGGGUCUGGAAAAUUCGGCACUCGCCCAAGCUUACGCUCGUGCCCGUGGUGCUGAUCGCAUGAGCAGCUUCGGAGACAUGAUUGCCCUGAGCGAUAUCGUUGAUGUUCCCACCGCCAAGAUCAUCUCAAGAGAGGUUUCGGAUGGUGUCAUUGCUCCCGGUUAUGAGGAUGCUGCUCUCGAAAUCUUGAAGAAAAAGAAGGGUGGUAAGUACUUGGUACUCCAAAUGGACCCUGAGUACAACCCUUCUUCUCAAGAGUCAAGAACUGUUUACGGCGUCACCUUGACUCAACACCGAAACGAUAUCCAAGUGUCUCCUAAGUCGUUCACUUCCAUCAUCACACCAAAGGAGUCAGCACCAUUGCCAGAUUCUGCUCUUCGAGACUUGACCGUUGCUACAAUCGCUCUCAAGUACACCCAAAGCAACUCUGUCUGCUAUGCACUCAAUGGUCAGGUCAUUGGGCUCGGAGCUGGACAGCAGUCACGUAUUCACUGCACUCGCUUGGCGGGUGACAAGGCAGACAACUGGUGGUUGCGAUUUAAUCCACGAGUUCUCGGUAUCACUUGGAAGAAGGGCACUAAGCGCGCAGACAAGAGCAAUGCCAUUGACUUGCUUGUCAGUGGUCAACUUCCCAAGGAGGGCGCCGAGAGAGAGGGCUACGAAGCCUUCUUCGAGGAAGUUCCAGCUUCUUUCACAGAGCAAGAGCGCUUGGAGUGGCUUGGAAAGCUCGGUGAGGUCGCGGUGUCCAGUGAUGCAUUUUUCCCCUUCAUCGACAACGUCUACAGAGCAGGACGAUCAGGAGUCAAGUACAUAGCUGCUCCAAUUGGAAGCCAAAACGACACGGCUGUCUUUGACACUGCAGAGAAGUUGGGAAUCACUUUCGUCGAGCAGAGCAUUCGCCUGUUCCACCAUUAG
Cadophora gregata is the source of this 2909-nucleotide messenger RNA. RefSeq names its product bifunctional phosphoribosylaminoimidazolecarboxamide formyltransferase/IMP cyclohydrolase (gene ADE17). NCBI's taxonomy places the organism in Eukaryota, Fungi, Ascomycota, Leotiomycetes, Helotiales, Ploettnerulaceae. Gene Ontology annotation, cellular component: cytosol. Bases 1122 to 2909 code for a protein of 595 amino acids. The record is from RefSeq and is a predicted model, not a curated record. Gene Ontology annotation, biological process: 'de novo' IMP biosynthetic process. The transcript is spliced from 4 exons. Gene Ontology annotation, molecular function: IMP cyclohydrolase activity; phosphoribosylaminoimidazolecarboxamide formyltransferase activity.